Messenger RNA from Astrephomene gubernaculifera, 447 nucleotides. NCBI's taxonomy places the organism in Eukaryota, Viridiplantae, Chlorophyta, Chlorophyceae, Chlamydomonadales, Astrephomenaceae. The record is from the annotation of a GenBank genome assembly.
AGCACCCAAGGUCUGCUCCACGGUGGUUUCCGCCGUACAGCCCCGCCUGCUGGUGGUUGUCGUACACCGGGCCGACACGCACACCCCGCACGCGCGGUUCCUGUCGCUGGUGGCGUCAUCCGCCCUGGACCCCUCAGCCGCCUCCUCCUCCUCCUCGGGGGGCCCUGACGCCCCCUCCGCUCUCCGUCUCAUGGCCCUCGCACCGCACGUGGCUAACCUCAGCAGCCACAAGCUGCGCCGCCCCGUGUCCUGGUCCCUGCCGGUGGCCCCCUUCCGGCCGCCCCCCGCCACCCCGCCCUGCGAGCGCAAGGAGUGCAUGAGGGGCUUCAGCAUCCAGGGCGCCUUGCGGCGCUUCAAGAGCAAGCACGGCAACGGCCUCACACGCGACUUCAGCGGCCUGUGGAGCCGCAUGAUGGAGCUCAGGCGGAACAGCAGCGGCAGCGGGGC